Molecule: messenger RNA, 1356 nt
Organism: Lotus japonicus
Lineage: Eukaryota; Viridiplantae; Streptophyta; Magnoliopsida; Fabales; Fabaceae
Exons: 1
Coding region: 1-1356 (451 amino acids)
Molecular function (GO): RNA-DNA hybrid ribonuclease activity; nucleic acid binding
Source: RefSeq, a predicted model, not a curated record
AUGAAAAGCCCAAGUAGUGUGAAGGAGGUGCAGCGCCUGACGGGGCGGAUUGCAGCCAUAUCCAGGUUUCUCCCUCAUUCGGGCGACAAGUCGGCUCCGUUCUUCAAAUGCCUCAAGAAGAACGCGACGUUCGAAUGGAGUUCGGAAUGUGAAGAAGCCUUUACUCGCCUUAAAGAAAUGUUGUCUGCACCGCCCGUUAUGUCGAAUCCUGUCCAGGGUCUUCCUUUGCAUUUGUAUUUUUCCGUCAGCGAUCAUGCGAUCAGCUCGGUAAUCCUCCAGGAGGUAGAUGGAGAACAAAAAAUAGUUUACUUUGUAAGCCAUACACUCCAAGGGGCGGAAAUCAGGUAUCAGAAGAUAGAGAAGGCGGCGCUCGCCGUCCUCGUUACCGCCAUACGCUUAAGACCUUACUUUCAAAGCUUUCAGGUAAAAAUAAGGACUGAUCUUCCUCUGAGACAGGUGUUGCAGAAGCCAUAUUUGUUAGGAAGACUCGUCGCUUGGUCGGUUGAGUUAUCGGAAUACGGUUUGCAAUAUGACAAAAGAGGGAAGGUCGGUGCGCAGACUUUAGCUGAUUUUGUGGUGGAGUUAACGCCCGAAGACGUUGAGAAGGUGAGCACGCAGUGGACGUUGUUUGUUGAUGGGUCAUCGAACGACAGCGGAAGUGGAGCAGGGGUCACGCUACAAGGACCUGGGGAGUUAGUAUUAGAGCAGUCCCUCAGAUUCCAGUUUAAAGCCAGCAUUAAUCAGGCAAUGUAUGAGGCUCUGAUCGCAGGUUUGAAGCUAGCAAUUGAGGUGCAAAUCGAUAGUUUGCUGGUUAGAACGAACUCGCUGUUAGUAGCAAACCAAGUAAACGGGGAAUUCCAUGUGAAGGAACCAGCCUUGAUAAAAUAUCUGGAGCGCGUACAACUAUUGAUGGGUCGAUUGCAAGAGUUCGUAGUUGAGUUCAUGCCAAGGGCGCAAAAUCAAAUGGCGGACGCCCUAGCAAGAUUGGCAAGCACUCGAAUGCCCGGAAAUAAUCGAAGUGUGAUUCUAGAGACACUCGCCAAUCCUAGCAUAGAAGGAGAGUUGGUAGCCUCAAUUGACCGCCAAAAAACUUGGAUGGACCCCAUCGUAGACAUCUUGGUAGGAGAGCCAAGUGAGGUAAUGAAGUACUCAAAGGAACAAAGGAGAGAGGCGGGACACUACACGUUACUUGAUGGGAUACUCUUUCGACGAGGAUUUAGUUCGCCCCUCCUUAGGUGUCUUCCACCUGGGAAAUAUGAGGCUGUUAUGGCAGAAGUUCACGGGGGGGUUUGCGCUAGUCACAUCGGAGGAAGGUCUCUGGCAAGCAAAGUCCUCAGGGCAGGUUUUACAACAUGA